CAAGAUUUUCUCAGCAUUUUGGCAUCUUAUACUGCUUAUAAAUGGCAGCAAAAUCUGUCUUAAUGUGGUUAAGUAUUGAUUAGGGCACAUAAUGCAAUCUACCAAUUAGGUUUAGAAAAUCGAAUUAGCAUAGAAUAUCUUUUCAUUUUCUUAACUUGAUCUUGGGGUAAAGUUAAAAAACACGCAGCCAAAAACUGGUGGAGAACGAGGGUUAACCACACGUUUGGUUAGGAAAAACCAGACAUAUAUAAGAAAUUCCGUACCACACUUGCACAGUGAGCGAGAGAGAACUCGCUUAAGAAAAUAGUGUGUGUGUGUGUGGUUUCGACGCAGAUAGCGACUGGUGACUACCCCUUUUCAAUUCUUAACGCUUUUGGUCUACAGGUUCAGCAUUGACAACUAUACUUUUUUUGAGUGGUUCAAGUAUCACAGAAUUUGUGUGCUGUAAACUAAUAGAAUGGACGAUAGCAAUAAUAUUAAUGGGAGUGGUGAAGGAUCAUCAGCUGCUUUGGCUACCGAGAAAGGAAGUAGGAACAAGAGGAAGUUCUUGUCUGAUUUGGCAAUAGACAUUCCAAUUGAUGUAUCAAACCUUUCCCUUACAGAAUUCCCAAGAUAUGAGUUGUUGGAGGAAAAAUUUCGGAAUGCUUUGAGUGAGUUGGGGUCACUCGUGUCUAGGUCAGAAAAGAUUGUUGAGGAACCGGAAGUGGAAGAAUUCCAAUCCUCCGAUUGGGAUGAUCCCAAUACAUGUCAGCUCGAGAAACUUUUAACUAAUAAUUUACUUGUGACUUUCCACAGUGCUGUGAAGAAGAUUGUUGAAUGUGGAUACAAUGAGGAAAGUGCCGAGUGGGUCGUUUUAAAUUGUGGCAUAUACCAUGGUCGUAAAGAUGCAGUGUCAAAUGUUGUGGAUGGUGCUUUGGCUUUAUUGAAGAGGGAAAAGGAGUUCAAUUUCAUUUUCUGUUAA
Molecule: messenger RNA, 961 nt
Organism: Olea europaea var. sylvestris
Lineage: Eukaryota; Viridiplantae; Streptophyta; Magnoliopsida; Lamiales; Oleaceae
Product: putative E3 ubiquitin-protein ligase RF298
Exons: 2
Coding region: 458-961 (167 amino acids)
Source: RefSeq, a predicted model, not a curated record